Molecule: messenger RNA, 2416 nt
Organism: Sphaeramia orbicularis (orbiculate cardinalfish)
Lineage: Eukaryota; Metazoa; Chordata; Actinopteri; Kurtiformes; Apogonidae
Gene: gga1
Product: golgi-associated, gamma adaptin ear containing, ARF binding protein 1
Exons: 17
Coding region: 13-1971 (652 amino acids)
Biological process (GO): protein localization to cell surface; intracellular protein transport; Golgi to plasma membrane transport
Cellular component (GO): trans-Golgi network
Molecular function (GO): small GTPase binding; ubiquitin binding; phosphatidylinositol binding
Source: RefSeq, a predicted model, not a curated record
AAUUGCCGAAAGAUGGCGGCGCCUCCAGAUGAGGCUAGCCUGGAGUCUCACAUCAACAAAGCCACCAAUCCACUCAAUAAGGAGACUGACUGGGACAAUAUCAAGGGCUUUUAUGAGCAGCUCAACAAUGAACCAGAGGGUCCUCAGUUUGCAGCCAGACUUCUGGCCCACAAAAUCCAGUCUCCUCAGGAGUGGGAGGCUAUGCAAGCUCUUACAGUUCUUGAAACAUGCAUGAAGAACUGCGGUAAGCGGUUUCACACUGAAGUGGGCAAGUUCCGUUUCCUCAAUGAACUCAUCAAAGUGGUUUCACCUAAGUAUUUGGGCUCCCGAGCACCAGAACCAGUGAAGAAGAAGGUUCUAGAAAUGAUGUACAGCUGGACUGUGAGACUACCAGAGGAGACAAAGAUAGCAGAUGCUUAUCAAAUGCUGAAAAAACAGGGCAUUGUCAAGCAGGAUCCUGUCCUUCCUCAUGACAGUCCCCUCCCACCCCCACCACCCAGAGCCAAAAGUGCCAUCUUUGACGAUGAGGAGAAAUCUAAGACGCUGUCCCGCUUAUUAAACAGCACUCAUCCCGAAGAUUUAAGAGCAGCAAACAAACUCAUUAAGGAAAUGGUUCAAGAGGACCAAAAGCGUGUGGAAAAGGUAUCAAAGCGACUAAACGCCAUCCAGGAGGUAAAGGAGAGCGUCAGUCUGCUGAGCCAGCUGCUGGAGGGCUACAGCAAGGAGAGCUGUUCCCAGAGCAACCAGGAGCUCAUUAAGGAUCUUUACCAGCGCUGUGAAAAGAUGAGGCCCACACUGUUCCGAUUAGCCAGUGACACAGAGGAUAAUGAUGAAGCCCUAGCGGAUAUCUUACAGGCCAAUGACAGCUUGACACAGGUCAUCAACAUGUACAGACAGUUGGUAAAGGGAGAGGAGGUUAACAAAGAUGGUAUAACAACACCUUCACAACCAGGCAGCAGCUCAGCACUUCUAGAUCUGACAGGAAUAAACACAUCAGCCUCUGUAGCAGCGUCCAGCUCAGAGCCCUCCAGCCUCCAAGCCCUGACUCAGAAUAUGGGUAUCAGCCUCCUAGAUGAUGAACUCAUGUCACUGGGACUGAAUGUAGCAGAAAACUUCAACUCUCAGAGCACUUUUCAGUCUUACAAUAGCACAGAAAUAUCUACUCCGUCAGUCCCAGCUGCGGUGUUACUUCCAGCUGUUUCCCAGAAGCAGCAGGCUUCACCAACAGGGGGUCCCACCGCUGCUCCCAAAGCCAUGGAUGAGUUAGACCUGCUGGGAAAGACGUUGUUACAGCAGUCCCUACCUCCAGAGAGCCAGCAAGUCAAAUGGGAUAAGCUCCAGCCCCAGUCUAGAGUCACCUUACGUGAUCUUCAGACUAAGACCAGUUCCAACCCCAGACCCAGUCCUGCUUCAGCUGCUGGGUCCACUUCUAAUGUUGGCGUCCAUUUGGAGCAGACUGAUGCUCUUCUCAACGCUCCUAGCGUCGCAACAUCUGAAAGAGGCUCAUCACCUGCUGCUGAUCCUCAUGAUAGCGCUGUGCUGUCUGACAUCACCGUGCCUCUGGAAACAAUCAAGCCUAGCAGCUUGUUACCAGUGACUGUAUUGGAUAAACACAGCCUACGGGUUUUAUUUACCUUUGCUCGUGACUGUCCACCAUCACGGCCUGACGUGCUGGUGGUGAUCAUCUCCAUGCUGUCCUCAGCUCCUGUUCCCGUCACCAACAUCCGCUUCCAGGCUGCUGUGCCUAAGGUAAUGAAAGUGAAGCUGCAGCCCCCCUCCAGUACUGAACUCCCAGCCUUCAAUCCCAUUCUUCCUCCAGCAGCCAUCACACAGGUUCUGCUGCUGGCUAACCCUCUAAAGGAGAAGGUGCGUUUGCGAUACAAGCUGACAUUCAACAUCGGCGAUGAGUCUCAUGAUGAAUCCGGCGACGUGGACCAGUUUCCCCCUCCGACCACCUGGGGGAACCUUUAGUCCAGAGGAACGACUUCCCUGUCAUCUGAUUUGCUGCUUCCUAUUUCGAUUUUUAGGUUGAAGUUGCCCCCAAAUUGCUGGUGUUGAUAGCAUUUACGUGAUUUCAGACUCUGGUUUGGUAAUCCAGACUGACAAGACCAGUGGAGUUGUGGGAUCCAGCUUCUACCUUGUGCCUUCUUCCACAGACUUUUCUGUCCUAAUUCAAUCAUCUACGUGUCUGGGUUUUGUAGCUCUUCUUUUCCUUCACCUAUCAGUUCAACAAUGUGGUAUAGAAAAAACUGACUGAGUGCAGUUGAGCCUUGUAAAAACUGUGCAUUCAUCUGUUUUUGCAGACUUUAAUAUCACCCGUGUCAUGUGAAUUACAUUUAACAGCUGGUGUUUUAAAAACUACAUACUCAAUUUUGGGACUUAAAAUGCUCCUAUUUUUACUGUUGUCACAAUCGGA